Molecule: messenger RNA, 807 nt
Organism: Magnolia sinica
Lineage: Eukaryota; Viridiplantae; Streptophyta; Magnoliopsida; Magnoliales; Magnoliaceae
Product: vacuolar iron transporter homolog 2-like
Exons: 1
Coding region: 1-807 (268 amino acids)
Biological process (GO): intracellular manganese ion homeostasis
Cellular component (GO): membrane
Molecular function (GO): manganese ion transmembrane transporter activity; iron ion transmembrane transporter activity
Source: RefSeq, a predicted model, not a curated record
AUGACAACCCCAUCUUCCCCACCAGCAUGUGCCGAGCACAAGCUCUCGUUGCCACCGCCCGAAGCCGACGAGAAGAAUCAGCAGGUACAGAGAGCCGAGAACGUGCAGCGAGCCCAGUGGCUCCGCGCCGCUAUCCUUGGAGCCAGCGAUGGGUUGCUUUCCACAACCGCUUUGAUGAUCGGCGUGGGGGCGGCUAAAGAUGACCAUUGGUCUAUGAUCCUCUCCGGCUUCGCUGGUACCGUUGCUGGCUCCUGCAGCAUGGCGGUUGGGGAAUUUGUGUCGGUGUCGAUGCAGAGAGAUAUCGAGAAGGCAGGCCGCAGGCGGAAUUUCAAGAGCGAGAAAUCUGGGUCGCUGCCUUCUGUUACACAAGAAAUGAGCUGCAGUGGUGCACCGAGAGAGCUGCCGGAGAGCCCGUCUCCGGCUGGGACGCCUGCCCUGACGUCUUACGAGCGGUCGCCGAUGCUGAGGGGGAUCCCAGAGGAUGUGAAUGCCGAGAAAAAAGAAGCGAAGGUUGAUGACGAUGAAGGUGAGAUUCUGCCGAAUCCGUUCAUGGCUGCCGUGGCGUCGAGUCUGUCGUUCGUGAUGGGGUCGCUCGUGCCACUUGCGACGGCCUUGCUACUGAGGAACAGCAAGAUCAGGGCCGUGAUGAUCGCUGUUGUAGCGUCUAUCUCUCUGGCGCUCUUCGGGGGAGUCGGGGCCUACCUUGGUGGGUCCCCCAUACUGGUCUCGGCGAUAAGAGUGCUGAUCGGAGGGUGUAUAUCUAUGGGGAUCGCCUACGGAUUGAUGAAGCGGUUCGAUGAUAUAUGA